Messenger RNA from Opisthocomus hoazin, 707 nucleotides. The record is from RefSeq and is a predicted model, not a curated record. NCBI's taxonomy places the organism in Eukaryota, Metazoa, Chordata, Aves, Opisthocomiformes, Opisthocomidae.
GUUUGGGGUCAAUCAAGGAGGAGGAGAACGGGCAGCAGGAUGCUCCUGUGGAACCCCCAAGCUCCAGCCAGCAGCGGUCCCCAAGUGCCCAUCCCAGAGGAUCCCCACUCCCGGGGGACACCGGGAGCCGCGAGGCACCCAACACCUGCCGGGAAUGCGGGAAGAGCUUCCGUUGCCGCAAGUCGUUGGUGAACCACCAGCGGAUCCACGCGGGCGAACGCCCCUUCAGCUGCCAGGACUGCCGACGCCGCUUCAGAAGCCACUCCAGCCUUCUCACCCACCAACGCGUCCACGCUCCUGAGAAGCCCUACAAGUGUCCUGAAUGCGGGAAGAGCUACCAGUUCAGCUCCACCCUCCUACGGCACCAGAAGACGCACACGGACGAGCGACCUUACCGGUGCGAGGAAUGCGGGAAGAGCUUCCGGCACAGGUCAACGUUGACCGCCCAUCACCGCAUCCAUUCCGGAGAGCGGCCCUACAAGUGCGACGAGUGCGAGAAGACCUUCAAGAGCCGCUCGGAGCUGGUGCAGCACUGGCGGACUCACAUCGGCGAGCGACCCUACGACUGCUCCCAGUGCGGGCGCUGCUUCGGCACCAGUUCCCAACUGGCGCGCCAUAAGCGGACCCACACGGGUGAGCGACCCUACGGUUGCUCCCAGUGCGGGCGGCGUUUCGGCAGCAGCUCCCAACUGGUGCGGCAUCAACGG